CGGAACUACAUAUGUGUAAAGGCGGGAUUUUCCGCGGGCCUCGUUGUUAAAGGGGCCUCAUAGCGAAAUUUUUAAUUAUUUAUCUUAUUUAAUAAAAAAAUUAGUUCAUUGUAUUAAUCAUAGAAAUAUUAGAUGCAAUGCAUUUUGUAACAUUUCAAGUAAACAAAAACAUGAGAUAUUGAAAUAUUAUUAUUCUAAUAUUCACCACGAAAACGAACCGAUAAGGGUAUAGACUAUAGUAUAUUUUUAAACGUGUUUUGUGUUGUGUAUAUGCGUUAUCUGAUGUCAAUACGAGAAUUAUUUAUAAAAAUAUAUUUUCUUAUCGCUGUUAGGCGGCGAUGCGUUACUCGAAAUGUAUUUUACUUGUUCAGUGGCGGAACUACGUUAACUUUGGUGAUUAUAAAUUAUCAUUUUUAAGACGAUCCUAUUAUUCGGCGACAGAGAAAAUCAACGUCUUAGACGUCAUUUGUAGUACUUAGUGCACAACUUGACUUUGAGAAUUUCGUUUUAUAAUGAAUGGUCCGAAUAAAAAAAGAUUUGAGAGUGGAGCGAGUAAACGAAAACGUAAAGCAGAAGAAGAGCAAAAGAUUAAAUUGUUGCCGUCUGUUUCAAAGUACUUUAUCAAAAAUUCGGAAAUUGAACCAUCUUUUUCUACAAACUCUUUUUCAGCCAAUGUAACACAAAAUAUGCCAUCAAGUCCCUUACCUUCUUCUUCAGUCACCACUAUUGCACAUGAAACAUCAUCUAGUUUCUCACCUUUAUCGACCAACGAAUUUUUAGGUAAAAUACCAUCCAGCUCUUCAUCUUCGUCCCCAAGUAACAAUAUAUCAGAUUUAAAUUUUUUUACUAAGCUUCUGAUGUUACCAAACCCUACUGAUAUUGGUCAUUUUAGCCAUCUAAAUCAGUUGCCUGACGCAGCAAAAAAAUUUAUUGUUGAAUAUGGACCAUGCCAACCUAAAGGACCAUUCUAUAGAUAUUCAGAUAAUCGUGUAUCUAAUUUAUCGUUCAAUGAGAAAUAUUAUUAUUCUGGGUCAUCAAUGUCUGGUGGAAAGACAAUUAGACUAUGGUUGAGUUAUUCGAUUAUUCGUCAAGUUGCAUAUUGCCAGCCAUGUACUCUGUUCGGGAAUAGAUUAAAAAAUAAACAAACGUCAUGGAUUGACGGAUUUGAUGACUGGGAUCACAUAACGAUUGCUAUGAACCGUCAUGAAAGUUCUACAUUUCAUCUUGUGUCAUGUAAAGCUUAUAAUAUGUAUCAUAAAAAUUUAAGUAUAGACUGUCAAAUAAAAAAGCAAGACGCUUCUGAAUCUGAAUAUUGGACCGCAGUUUUGACACGUAUAAUAGAUAUAUCGAUCACAUUAGGUGGCCAAAAUUUGUCUUUCAGAGGCCAUAGAGAAGAUGCUAACUUCAAAAAUAAUGGAAAUUUUAUGGCUUUAAUAAGACUUCUAGCCAAAUAUGAUCCAAUAUUGGCAACACUUCUAGAGAAGCCAAAGGGAAGCAUAAAAUAUCUUAGCCACCAAAUUCAAAAUCAAAUAAUUGCAUUAAUAGAAAGUGAAAUAAAGAAAAAUAUAAUAUCUGAUGUUACCUCCGCGCCAUUUUUUUCCUUAAUUCUAGAUUCAACACAAGAUAUAAGCAAGGUUGACCAAGUUUCUACGAUAUAUCGGUAUGUACAUAUAGAAAAAAAUGAACUUGGAAUUCCUAAAAGUAUUGAAAUAAAAGAAGAUUUCAUAGGUUUUUCUGAAGCAGAAGGAAGUACAGGUGAAGCAAUAGAAGAACAAACAGUUAAAACAUUUAAAGAUAAUGGUCUUGAUAUUGGUAAAUUUAGAGGAAUUGGAUUAGACGGAGCAGCAAGUAUGAGUGGUAAACAUAAUGGCUUGCAGGCUCGACUUCGGAAACGACAGAAAAAAGCAAAAUAUGUUCAUUGUGCAUCGCAUAAUUUAAAUUUGGUGAUAAACGAUUCUGUGAAAGAUAUUACGGAAAUCAGACAAUUUUUUGAGAUGUUAGAAACUCUAUAUACUUUUUUCGGAAACAGUAUACUUCGAUGGGCAAAAUUGAAAAAAGAAAGCUGUGAAAUUUCUAGAUCACUCAAAAGGCUGUGCCCAACACGAUGGUCGUCUAGAACUGAUUGUUUGAUAUCACUCAACCAUAUGUACCCAGAUGUUAUGAAAGUUUUAAACAACAUUACGUUGACCGGGCGUAAUAAGGAUGAACAAAACAAUGCCUCCACACUCAAAAAAUAUUUCGAAAGUUAUGAAACAAUUAUUUUAAUUCUAUUGAUGUAUAAAAUAUUGUCAAAAAUUAAUUUAGCAUCUAAAAUACUUCAAUCGCCUGGAGCUGAUAUUGGCAAAGCUGUUGAUUUGAUAAAAAGCACAUUGGAAAAUAUGGGGAAAAUUCGCGAUAACUUUAACAUUUUAAUAGAAGAAGCUAAUUCUAAAGCAUUACAAUGGAAUGUAACGCCCGAGUUUUCUUGCAUACGAACGAGAAAAGUAAAAAAAUUUUAUGGUGAGCUAUGUCAAGAUAAACGUCUUUCAGAAGGAAACCAUUAUUUUAAAACUCAAGUUUUAUAUCGAUGUAUUGAUACUGUUGUUACACAAUUGAAAACAAGAUUUGUAGGCCUUAGUGAAAUAAAUGAUUUAUUUAGUUGUAUUUUACGACCAACUGUAAUAUCUGAUGAAGAGAUCGGUAAGAGUGCAAAAAAGUUGGCAGAGGCAUUUGAGGACUUUAAUCCAGCAGAACUUACAACACAAAUCGAAUCAUUUAAAUUUCUGUUUGCUUCUGAGCUUAAAUCUUGUCGCAGCGUUUUUGAUAUGACUAAAUUACUAAUAAUUGAUAAUAAUAAUUUAAUUACUAGUUUCCCAGAUUUGUUAACAGCAUUUUAUUUGUUCCUUACAUUACCGGUUACUGUGGCAAGCGCAGAGAGGACAUUCUCAAAACUUAAAUUAAUAAAGAAUUAUCUCAGGAGCACCAUGUGCCAAACACGGCUCAGUGGCCUUGCAAUGAUUUCAAUUGAAAAUGAACGGGCUAAAAAAUUGAAUUUGUCGUCAUUGGUUAAGUUAUUUUCUCAAGAUCGUAGCAGAAAAAAAAGUUUUCAAGUAUAAGUAUAUUCAUAUUUGUAAUUUUUCAAUUCAAUUUAUAAUUCAAUAAGUUCUUAAUAAACUAUACAGUAUACAUAAUUUAAUUACAUAAUUAUAUACACAUUUUUAAAUGUGUAUAAACUAAAAUCCCUAUGUCAGCUGAAUUUGGUUACAGAUAUAAUAGGGCCUCCGAAAAAUUGUAUUCACGGGCCUCAGUAAACGUAGUUCCGCCACUGACCUUCACGUUGCGCGCCUGCUGCUUUCCUUGGAUAUGGUAGCCGUUUCUCAGACUCCCUCUCCGGAAUCGAACCCUGAUUCCCCUUUACCCGUUACAACCAUGAUAUUGAUAGUAACUACUAUUAUAACAUGUAACUAAAAAGUGAAAAAUAAAUAU
Messenger RNA from Daktulosphaira vitifoliae (grape phylloxera), 3465 nucleotides. RefSeq names its product zinc finger MYM-type protein 1-like. The record is from RefSeq and is a predicted model, not a curated record. Gene Ontology annotation, molecular function: protein dimerization activity. Bases 513 to 3095 code for a protein of 860 amino acids. NCBI's taxonomy places the organism in Eukaryota, Metazoa, Arthropoda, Insecta, Hemiptera, Phylloxeridae. The transcript is spliced from 2 exons.